AUGAUGACGAAAAGAGGAGGAGGAGACGAAGAAAUGGAAAUGGAAGAAGUGUUUGAUGAAACGGAACGAGACGAGGAGGACUGGAUGACAGAAUCAGCUCCUGCUCGAAUGAGUCUCAACAAAAAUGGCCUCUUCCACCAUCAAAGGAACCACCAAGAAGAAAGAGGAGAUGAUGAGGAGGAAGAAGAGGAAAUUGUAGAAGAAGAAGAAGCGGUUGAAGAAGAGCAAAAAUCCAACGACAAUGGUCCCAUGUCCAUUUCCGAGCGUCGUGCUCAGAGACUGCAAAAUCGACAGCGAAAAAUGAGACCAAGUCCUCCACCAAGACGACGUGGAGCCUCUCCUUCCCCGACGCCACCACUACGAUCAGUUGGGACCGCACCGGCAGCCACAGUCAGCAGUACCAACCGCCGAACUGCCAUUAUGAACAUGCCACAUCCAGACAUUUCCAGUCGCAGUCUAAACCCCCAAAAUUCCAACCGAACCUUAGACAACAAUAAUACUGCAGAAAACAACAAUUCAAAUACAAAUACCAAUUCAGAUCAACAAAUCGCACAAUUGAAUGCACAGCUCAUCCAGCACCAAGAACAGACCAUACAUGCCCUGCAAGAACUAUCGCAAACCAUCAAACACCUCAUGGUCACACAAAUCAAACGAGACAAGGACUCCGAAGAUGACACCAAAGACAUGCUCAAUGUCGAUCGAGCCACUGUACGAUUGGAUGGACUCGAAGUCUAUGCCGUUGUUAGUGCCCUCACCGUAGCCACCGCCAUUGCCUGCUUUGAUAGCUACGGAACCGAUCUUACCACCAUUUUCACACCAUCGCAACUCAAUCGACACAAUGCACUUCCCCUCUUUUUGAAUACCGUCUUUUUGGCCGUAUCGGGAAUUGGGAUCAUUGCCGGAUUGCAUGCCACACUGGUGUUUUCACUCAUGACCAUGUACGGACGAACCGCCGUCGGUGUCAGUCACGACGAAGCGUUUGUGGAAUUCUUUGUGCAAACGGGACGCGUCCGAUAUCGAGGAUUUCACACGUUCCGCAUGUCCCUUUACUGUUUCUUGAUUCAAGUCCUCUUUACCAUUACGUCCAAGUCAUCGCCCAUUCUACGACCGUUCGUCAUCAUCGUCAAUCUCGCCUGCAUCUAUUGGGUCUACGUCGAUACGCAAUCGGUCAUUGAUAAAGCCGGUGAUAUCUUGUUCAACUUUAAUGCACAACAACAACGACGAACAUCCGAUGCCGGGAAUCUGUCACUCCAGCGAACCUUAUCGGACAUGUCCGGCAAUGCCGGUGCGAAUAGAUCGCCGUCACGGCAGCAGCACAAUGAGAGUAGCGGGGAAUCCGAUUUGGAUGUUUCCACCAGCAGAAACAUCACCAACAAAAAGAACAGCAACCCGUGCCAAAAGCCAGUGGCGGUGGUGCCAGUACAUUGCAAAAUAUGCGACAACGAGCUCGAGCCCGGCCGUCGGCCAAAGCCGCCGCCACGGUCAAUGGCCGGUACAGUCGCAAAAAGGGUGUUGCAAGGUCCAAAUCGGGUGUUUUGGUCUACGACGUCGGACCCAGAGAUGCUAGACCGGUACGACGUGGAGGAAGACGACCCAGUCGGAAUAACUAGACUAACUAUUGAAGAGUAG
Molecule: messenger RNA, 1629 nt
Organism: Seminavis robusta
Lineage: Eukaryota; Bacillariophyta; Bacillariophyceae; Naviculales; Naviculaceae
Source: the annotation of a GenBank genome assembly